Molecule: messenger RNA, 1836 nt
Organism: Tetrahymena thermophila SB210
Lineage: Eukaryota; Ciliophora; Oligohymenophorea; Hymenostomatida; Tetrahymenidae
Product: MFS transporter
Exons: 1
Biological process (GO): carbohydrate transport; transmembrane transport
Cellular component (GO): membrane
Molecular function (GO): carbohydrate:proton symporter activity
Source: RefSeq, a predicted model, not a curated record
AUGAGAAAAAUAUCUACAGGGUACACUCAAAAAGAAGUUAACACUAAAAAUGUUUAUGUAAGAUCUAUAAUUAUAAGUUUAGGGUGUUUAUACUUUGGCUAUAAUAAUGGUAGUUUUAACACAACUUAAUAGCAUAUUUCCUAUUUAAAUGGCUGGAUAACUGAUUAGCAAGUAGCUCUUUAUACAGGAUUAAUUACUUCAGCUUUGUCUUUAGGCUGUUUAGUAGGUUCUCUUAUAACUACGUAGUUCCUAAAGUCAACUAAAGAUGACCACAGACUUUGCUUAAUGAUUACUGAUGUAAUUGGUAUUUUAGGAAUUGUAGAAUAAAUAAUAGACUACAAUCUCGGGCAUUUUCUUUUAGGAAGAUUUCUCAGCGGUAUUGCAUGUGGCCUAAAUACCUCUCUUGUUCCUAUGUAUCUUUAAGAAUUCACUCCUAUAAUAAUGAGAGGAAAGACUGGUACCUUUGUUUAAACAUUUGCCUAAUUAGGUUCAUUUAUAAGUAUUUCUCUAGGAGUAAUUUAGCCUAUUUAUGAAAAGCCACCAAAAAAUGUAGAUAAAGCUCUUUUCGUUGAGGAAUCUUUAGAAAAUCUUAAUGUAUUUGAAAAGGAAGCAGCUUGGAGAAUCAUUUUAGGAUUACCUAUUCUGAUGUGUUUAAUAAGACUAAUAGCCCUGUUAUUUGUCUAUACUUAAAUAUCUCCAUUAUAAAUGGCUCAAAAAAAUUAAUUGGUAAACCUCAAAAAGCUUAUGAACUCUGUGUAUUCACCUAGAAGAGCUUUAAAAACGUACACAGAGAUCAUUACUUAGGCCUAAGAAUGCUUUGAUUAAAAAACAACCAAUGAUGAACAGUUUGAUAAUUCCUCUUAAUUAAAAUAAAUAAAAAGCUUGUAAAACAUUACUAGCACAAAUGUCUCUCCCACUAAUAAAAAAUUUAAAAUAGAGCUAGAAAUGAUUAAAUAAGAUACUUAACAAUAUAUUAUUGAUAAAGAUUCUGGUAAAAUCUAGUAGGGACAAAUAGAAAAAGAUAUGAAGAGAGAAUAAGAUUCACAAAGUUUAGAAUGUAUAGGCAGUAAUAAUUAAUCUCCUACUAACAAAAGAUUAAAAAGAGAUUUCAGUUAGAUAAAAUAAUAAGUUUUAUUUGAGCCAAGUAUUUGUAAAAGCUAAGAUUUAAAAUAAUUUUAAGAUAAAAAUACAAAUAUUGAGAAUUCCAGCAAACCUAAAAAUUACUUAAGCUCUAAAAGAAGACUCAUGUUAGGCUUAAUUAUUUAAACUGCCUCAAGAAUAAAUGGCUAAAUUUCUCUAACUUUCUAUUCUAGCAGCAUCUUUUAAACUUAGACCAGCAAUAUUUAUAUUUAUUUAAUUCUUUAGGGUGCAGCUGGAUUCCUUUUUACAUAUAUUUCUUUAUUUUUUAUUGAAAAAACUGGAAGAAAAAAAUUAAUGUUAAUUAGUACAUUUUUACUAAUGAUUGCUUAGUUAGGCAUAGCUAUUUUUUCAAUGAUCAACAUCUUCUAUCUUUCCUUUAUUUCUAUAAUUUUCUUUUUGUUUGCCUUUGGUAUAGGCCAAGGUGGCGUAACAUGGCCAUACACGGUUGAGCUAGUUAACAAAGAGCAUGUAAGCUAUUGCUCUGCUAUGAGAUGGGUGUGGGUUCUUGUUAUUGGUAUCACAUUUCCAUUCACAAAUUUAGUUUUAGGAUUUGCAGGAACAUUUUUUAUUUAUUUAGGAGCAACUUUCUUAUGUUUCCUUUAUUUCCUCAAAGAAAUGAAAGAAACUAAAAAUUUAACUCUAGAAUAAAUUGAUAAGCUUUACAGCAAUGAAUAAAAUGAAUAAGAACAAAAGUGA